AUGAGUUGUGAUUUUCGCUUUUGGAGCUUCUCUUGCCGGGCUUCUAUUCACUUUGCAUACACUCGGCUUGGCCGUUGUGAGUUUGGCGAGUGCCGCAAUUGCGGCUUGGCAGAGGCACUGGCCGCGAGGCUGGGACGGCUGAGGUGCUCUGCAGAAUUCGGCAAGGAACGGAGCCAUGCAGAAACGCCGGCGUAUCGUGCACCGGGCGAGGGGCAGGCUUUAGAUGACUUCACGGAACAUUUUUUUUUUUUCUUGUGGUUGUGCGCGAGUCUGCAUGUGAGCUAUGAUAUGAUAAGGCUGUUGGUUCCGUUGGGGGGGAUAGUUUUUUUGCGCGUAUCGUUAUUGCUGUGGAUUGCGUUUGAUCCUUCCUUCUUUUUAUGCGUGUUAAAUAAUAUAUGUUUUCUCUCUCUCUUUUUUUUUUUUUUUUGUUUUGAGCAGGGCGUGCGCACAUAUAUUUAUUUAUUGCCUUUUUGUCCCCUUUUCCGGGAAGGCUGGGGAAUGGAGUGCUGUGUCCACUCCCCGUGCGGUCGCUACCUCGUCCGGUACAAGAACGAUGCCGAGUCGAUGAGCAUCGAUGUGAUACCGAAGGCGUCUGCCUUCGAGCCCUCGUCGGACGUUCACUACGUUGCGGUGCUGCGUGAGAGCCACGUGCUGGAGAUCACAACAGCGGCGGGGGUGCGGAAGGAGUUUGCCGGCUUCGCGGACAUGACAUACAACGCCAUGAUUGGACGCUCCCCCAGCGUUAAGUUUUUUGUUGAGACGUGUGAGGAGAUGAAAAGCCGCAUCACAGCGGAGGUGGCGCAGCGCGGCCACGGCACGUCCGACUCCAUCAUUGACGAAAGUGACGCCAGCCAGCUCUCGGAGACGUCUCGAAUGCAGCGAUUUUUCACUCUAGACUACGAUGUGGACUUCACACGUGCCGUAUUCCCUGUGCCUCUCGUGCAGAUGACGACGGCGGAAAUGAAUGGGACCAUGGACUUGAGGCGCAUGCCUUCGGUACCACCCACCGAACAGCAGCAACAACGGACAACGCCGCGGCACAGUGGAUUGAUAGAAUUGGGGACGGACAAUGCCAGUAAACCCAGCAAUGCGCAGCUCCAGACGGAGAACGAGAAACUUAGACGUGAGAAUGAGGCCUUGGCUCGGCUGAGUAGGGAGAAGAUGUUGGAGAUGCAGCGUCUCUGCGAGGAUUUCCAGCAGCGUGUCGACGGGGCGUGUGAAGUGGAGCGACUCAAAAAGAAGUUGGCGGGACUUCGAGCGCGGCUGCGGCAAGCGGAGGCGGAACGAGACGAGGCGCACGCGGCAUUUAUGCGGCUGAAGCAGCGGACGCUGCGCUCCUCCCCACGGCCCGACGGAAAUCUUCGCAGCGAGAAAGUGAAGCGACGCUCCCGCUUCGACACACCGUCGCCGGCGCCACGGCGAUCAUCUUCGCGUUUUUUGGGUGACUCGCCCGCCCCGCGUGGACGCACCGGUGGUCGGCAGGGAAGAUCCGCCGCGGCAUCAUCGCGUUCCCGCUCGUUGAGCAAUGGCGACAGAAAUGGAGCGACGCUGACGAAGAAGCGACUAUGGGGGGACAGGGGCAGCAGCCGCUGCAGCAGCACCUCCGGGUCGAGGUGCAGCUCACGCGGCAGUUGCGAGCGACUGUAUCGCACCCCCACCGCCAGCAGCCGCAUGCACCAACGCGAAUUGCCCACUCACGCGCCGCGGCGUGCUGUUUUUCGAUAG
Messenger RNA from Trypanosoma cruzi, 1725 nucleotides. RefSeq lists its product as uncharacterized. NCBI's taxonomy places the organism in Eukaryota, Euglenozoa, Kinetoplastea, Trypanosomatida, Trypanosomatidae. The coding region runs from base 1 to 1725 and encodes 574 amino acids. The record is from RefSeq and is a predicted model, not a curated record. The transcript has a single exon.